AUGGCUAUAAUGAACGGCCGAAUGGAGUCCUCUCUCUGUGUGGUGUCUGUCCUCUCUGCAAUCGAGACCAAGUACUAUGAUUUGUGUUUGAGACAGUACUACGCUAACGGCACACAUUUGAUACAACUGUGGCUCUCAAACGACGAGCUCUUAGACUGCGAGUUCACGACGGAUACUAAAAGUGUCCGACAAUUUCUGUCGGAGUUUAAGAGAUCAGAUGUCAAUGCAUUCAAUCAAAAUCAAACUUAUUUCAGUGCGAAUGGCACCGACCUAUGGCCUCAGUGGUCGUAUUUAACUGAUUACAAGCAAUAUCACGAUCGAUGCCAUCGACUCCACAAGAAACUACUCAAACAAAUGAACUUCAAGUCGAAGUCGAAGUCGAAAAAUAAAAAGAAAAGCGAAUUACAGAGAUGGAAAAGAGCAGAUUUACUGGUAUUUCCGGGAACUAAUUGGUGUGGAAAAGGAUCUAAUAGUAAGAGUUUCGAAGACUUGGGACAUCACAGCUUCGCAGACCGGUGUUGUCGGGACCACGAUUACUGUACGUACACAAUACCCCCAUUCUCAUCGAAAUACCAUCUCUUCAACUAUAGGUUUCAUUAUGUCUCCCACUGUUCAUGUGAUGAGAGUAUGUUUGUCCCUUCAAACAACCCAUUCCCUAAAAACUGUAGGUUCCGAUCGUGUCUGAAGUUGGCGAAUACCGGUGCCGCCAAUCUUGUCGGUAAACUCUUCUUUAAUGUCGUACAGACCAAGUGUUUCCUGUUUAGAACGGAGAAGGUAUGCUCUCGGAGGUCGUGGUGGGGAAGGUGUCUGUCCACUAAACGCAAGAAAAAGGCUUUCUUUAGGAAUGGACUGAAAUACUGA
Molecule: messenger RNA, 861 nt
Organism: Oppiella nova
Lineage: Eukaryota; Metazoa; Arthropoda; Arachnida; Sarcoptiformes; Oppiidae
Source: the annotation of a GenBank genome assembly